AUGGCUGCCGUGCCCGCCACCCCCAACUCGCCCAAAAACGUUAAGAUCAAGUCUCCGGUGGCAGGUAGCCCCAUGUUCGGAUGCGAGCACAUUCAACGGCUCCUGAGCCAAGGCCAGGAAGUCACAAAUACUUCGGUCCAACACUACAAGAUCAUUCUUAGGAAGAUCUUCGACACGACCCCGAUUGUGCCACAGACCUCCAAGACGCCCGAAGGCCUGCCGAUCACAAGCUUGACCUCCAACUACCUCUGUCUCCAAUGUCCUUCCACUGUCACAGAAGAGGAGCGCUUAAAGCAUGGCACAAAGAAAGCACAUCGCUUCUAUGUCGACUCUCGGAGCGGUGCGCUAUACUGCCAGAUGUGUGAUGAUUAUGUAUGGGAUCCUACCCUCGAGGACCUGAGGCUGAGAAAGAUCGGCACCGGUUCCUUCUCGACCGCUCGCAAGAGGAAACAUGACGAGCUCUUCUCUGGAGACGCCAUCAAAGAUGACCCCAGAUACAUCACCUCCAACACCACCACGGCCUCCUGCCGGGCGAAUGGCCUGCGAGGCAUCUACAAUGCCGGCGCCACCUGUUACCAGAACGUCAUCCUCCAGAGCUUUCUUCACAAUCCCCUACUACGUAACUACUAUCUCAGUGAUGGCCACCAAGGGUCUGACUGUCAGGCCUCGCACUGUCUGAGCUGUGCCAUGGACGAUAUCUUUCAAGAGUUCUACAGCCAGGAGGCCACGAACGGCUAUACCGCGGCUAAUGUCCUCUCUGGCUUUUGGAUCUCCGAGAAAAAGGCUUUUGAGAACCUCGUGACCACCAAGGAACAGGACGCACACGAGUUCUUCCAGUUCCUGGCCGAAGAGCUCCACGAGCGCAACGGCGACGGUAAGAAACCCGAGGUGGGCAGUGAGCACUCGUGCACCUGCAUCAUCCACCAGACGUUCUACGGCAAGCUGCAGAGCACCACGACCUGCCAGAACUGCCACGGAGUGACCAACCAGGUGCAGUCAUUCCUGGACUUGAGUCUCGGCUUGGACACGCUAGCGCAGCGCCGCCGCAAGCAAGGCCAUAAGAACCCGACCUUGACACUGCAAGAGUGCCUUGACGAAGAGUACAUCAAGUCCGACAAGUGCGAAUAUCGGUGCCACAAAUGUGACUCGAUGCAGCAGGCGAGGCGGCAUACGAGCAUCAAAUCGCUUCCUAACGUGCUGUCGAUCCAGCUCAAGCGCUUCGAGUAUAAACAGGGGCGUCAUGACAAGGCUGCCAAGAUCGACACGCCUGUACAGUUUCCUCUGCAACUCAACAUGCUGCCUUACACGAACAGGGGCCGGGGGCAGGACCCCCGAGAGAACAUCGAGCUCGGCAGAUCGUGCACCUACGACCUGCUUAGCGUGGUGGUCCACGUUGGUGAGAUCGACACUGGCCAUUACGUAGUGUAUUGCCGGGUCGGUGAUCAGUGGUUCGCAUUCAAUGAUCACAAGGUCGAGAUGGCGAGCAAGUCAGAGGUCUUGAGCGCCAAGGCUUACCUACUCUUCUACAUCAUUCGGUCCCUCUCAUGA
Messenger RNA from Thyridium curvatum, 1548 nucleotides. RefSeq lists its product as uncharacterized. NCBI's taxonomy places the organism in Eukaryota, Fungi, Ascomycota, Sordariomycetes, Thyridiales, Thyridiaceae. The transcript has 6 exons. The record is from RefSeq and is a predicted model, not a curated record. Gene Ontology annotation, cellular component: cytosol; nucleus. The coding region runs from base 1 to 1548 and encodes 515 amino acids. Gene Ontology annotation, molecular function: cysteine-type endopeptidase activity; zinc ion binding; cysteine-type deubiquitinase activity.